AUGAAAAAACUUGCGACUCUCUCUUUUCCGAUGGAAAAGCAUCGGAAAGGCUUUUCAAAUCAUGUUUUUCGGUUAUUCCAUGCAAAUAUUACUCUACCCAACAAACACCAAAAAUCAUCAUCUUAUCGUCAUGACAUGAUUAUUAAUAAUUUUCCUGAAAAUAUAAAUUUUCAUCAAAUUUCCACAGUAAGAAAAUUCUCCUACUAUUCCCAAUGCAUGGAUUCAACUGUCACUUCCUCAUCAUUUGAAUUCAAAUCAAAUCAAACAACACCAACCAAUGUUUUACAUUUUGCCUUCUCACAAGAAGAUGUAUUCACAGAAUCUCCCAAAGAUGGGGUUUACUUUCAGGAUCAUCUCAUUGUAUUGAAUACACCUUACUUUAAGCAGAAAUUAUUUCCGAGGGAGUUAUUUGAAGGUUUAUGGAACUCUUGUCGAUGGAAGUUUUGUGCCGACGGAGGAGCCAACCGAUUGUUUCAAUAUACAAACAUGAACUUAGAAAUGCUGAAAAAGAAAGCGCCACACCCGAGUGACACACGCGAAUCAUCAGAUACUACAUUUUUACAAAAUGGUUUCAAUUUGCAUCUUCAAAAACAAUUUAUUCCAGAUAUGAUUUGUGGAGAUUUAGAUUCGUUAGACCAAGCCAUUGGAAAUUUUUAUUCAAAACAAGGAACUAGCAUUAUGAAAAUCUCAGAACAAGAUUCCAACGAUUUACAGAAAUGUGUGAGUUUGCUGAAAGAAAAAAUUUUGCAGGAUGCCAUCAGUGAAAAUAAGCCCAAAAUACCACAAAUUCGUACCCUAUUUCAUAGAGUAUUUAUUAUUGGAGGAGGUGGAAGACUGGAUCAAGAAAUGUGUGACCUCAAUACCUUGUAUAUCGAGGCAAUGGCAGGAUUAGGAUCAUCAUCGUCAUUGCCGUCGUCGUCACUCGAGUUCAAUACUGCAUCACCAUCUCUCACCAUCAAGAAGGAAGAAAUUCAACCUCCAGAAGAAGAACAUCACUAUCACCACCAAACGACCUCUCGUUCCAUCAUCACAACCACCACAGAAAAACAUGCACUUCAAUUUAUUCUUGUUACUCCCUACAGUUUGGUACAUGUCCUCAAACCAGGAAAACAUGAAAUAUAUAGAAAUUCGAAAUGGGAAAGAUCCACCUGUGCCUUAGUACCCAUUGGCGUUCCUUGUCAACAAGUGAUGACCAGUGGCUUGCAAUGGAAUUUGAAAGGUGAACGUCUGGAAUUUGGUGGACUUGUCUCCACAUCGAAUCGAAUGCUUCAAGAUUGUGUCACUGUUCAAAAUUCUCACCCAUUAUUGUGGAUUACAAGUUUAAACAAUCAAGCAGAAGAAGAGUGUUAA
Naegleria fowleri is the source of this 1350-nucleotide messenger RNA. RefSeq lists its product as uncharacterized. The record is from RefSeq and is a predicted model, not a curated record. Gene Ontology annotation, biological process: thiamine metabolic process; thiamine diphosphate biosynthetic process. NCBI's taxonomy places the organism in Eukaryota, Heterolobosea, Eutetramitea, Acrasida, Naegleriidae. Gene Ontology annotation, molecular function: thiamine diphosphokinase activity; thiamine binding; ATP binding. The transcript has a single exon. Bases 1 to 1350 code for a protein of 449 amino acids.